Adineta ricciae is the source of this 894-nucleotide messenger RNA. The record is from the annotation of a GenBank genome assembly. Lineage: Eukaryota; Metazoa; Rotifera; Eurotatoria; Adinetida; Adinetidae.
AUGGCCUUAGCAAAUGUACUCGGCUUUAAAUCGAAUAAUGAAUUUGAUCGUUCACUUCAAUGCCAAAAAACCGAUAAUAAUAUUGAUGAGUUUUGUCCUACGUUGAAUAUUGAAAAUAUCGCACAAUUCAUCACACUUCCACCUUAUGCUGAUCCAGCAAAGUACUUGAAAAUGGUCAAUGAAAAAGUCGAUCGAGUUAAAAUACAAUUUCUCAAAGGUACAACGACAUUAGCAUUUAAAUUCCGUAAUGGAGUCAUCGUGGCUGUUGACAGUCGGGCCACAGCUGGUGGUUUCAUUGCUUCUGGAGAAGUCAAGAAGGUCAUUGAAAUAAAUCCAUAUUUGUUGGGAACCAUGGCCGGUGGUGCAGCUGAUUGUGCGUUUUGGGAACGUGUUCUCGCUCGACACUGCCGUAUCUAUGAACUACGUAAUAAGGAAAAGAUUUCUGUAGCUGCUGCUUCCAAAAUUCUAGCAAAUAUGAUCUUUGAAUAUCGUGGUAUGGGCUUAUCCAUGGGUACAAUGAUUGUUGGCUGGGACAAACGAGGUCCUGGUUUAUAUAUGGUAUCAGACGACGGUGAACGCAUUAGUGAUAAUAUAUUUUCCGUUGGUAGUGGAUCUAUCUAUGCCUAUAGUAUUCUUGAUGCUGGUUACAAGUAUGAAAUGAGUACUGUUGAUGCAAUUGAUUUGGCUCGACGAGCUAUUGUACAUGCUGCACAUCGUGAUGCGGCUUCCGGAAACAUUGUUCGAAUUUAUCAUAUGAAAGAAACUGGUUGGGAAAAGAUCGAAGAGAAAGAUACGAAUGAUUACAUAUUUUUCCAAUGUUUGUAUAAUGACCGAAAAUCAUUCGAUACGCUAUUGCUAUCAUCGUUCUGUCUUGGUACCUCUUGUGGAAAUUAG